AUGUUGGAAGAGAGAGCAUUGUCCCCAGAAGCUACAGAGGAGGUGGGAAGAUUUGCAAAUGUAUCCGAGGGGCCUAGUGCCCUUCCUCGGGUCACUUUUAAUGCUCCAGAGAAACCAGAAGAAGAAACAUCCCACAGAAGGUUGGCGAAAUUAACCAUCAAGUAUAACCGAAAAGAUCUCCAGAGGUGGCUAGAUCUGGAAGAGUGGAUUGAUGCCCAGUUGCAGGAGCUGUAUCAAUACCAGGAGGAGAGGGAAGCAACAGCAGCCCCAGAGCCAGAAAUUGAUAUUGAAGAUCUUCUUGAAGUCUCUAAUGAGGAACAGAAAUCAAAACUACAGGAAAUUCUUCAGGAGUGUUCCAGACCUACAGAGGACUUCGUUACAGAACUGCUUCAUCGUUUGAGAGGCCUCAGGAAAAUUGCCAACCCUCAAAAGAAAUGACUCUUGAUGACAAAAUCCAGUAAUGCAAAAGGCAUCAUCCUGUGGAAGAGAAUUAUUGGGAGAAAUAGACAUGGCAUUCCAGCUCUGGCUGAUAUCACACACGAUAGAUUCCAAACCCUCCGUCUUCAUCUUUACCUUGGAUUUCUAUCCAGAGGCAAUGGCUUGUGUGCAAGGAAAGGCCAUAGUUUGGGGACAGAUCCAGAUCCUUUGCUUGUCAAAGGUCUCAGGGUCAGUCACAGAGAACUUCAUUGAAAGGAUUUCAUGGAGGAGAACUGGGAAAGAUCUCUGCCUGAAGCUUUGGAGAGCUGCUGCAAGCGAGGGAGGCAGUCCGGGAUGAAUAGUCUGACACGAGAGUCAAAUUAGGUGUGACAUCCCCCAUCUUUCACAACAGGGCUGGGGAACCUGUGGCCCUCCAGAUGUUGUCGGAUUUCAGCUCCCAUCAACCCCAGCAAGUGUGGCCAAUGGUCAGAAGUGAUGGGAGCUGGAGUCCAAGAACAUCUGGAGGCCACAGGCACCCCAUUCUGUUUUUGAAAAAAAUGGAUUACUGCUGAAGAGAUAUAAAGCAGGAUGUAUUUAAUGCAGAGAAGGGAUGGCUGGGAAGGAGGUUCUGGACCCUUCUCACCUGCACCACCUCAGAAAUCUCCUGUCCCAGGUUUCUCUCUCCCAAAUGGACUCGGGGAC
This is a messenger RNA of Rhineura floridana, 1119 nucleotides long. It is a transcript of the gene PPP1R14D, whose product is annotated as protein phosphatase 1 regulatory inhibitor subunit 14D. Gene Ontology annotation, cellular component: cytoplasm. The transcript is spliced from 4 exons. The record is from RefSeq and is a predicted model, not a curated record. Gene Ontology annotation, biological process: regulation of phosphorylation. The coding region runs from base 1 to 438 and encodes 145 amino acids. Gene Ontology annotation, molecular function: protein serine/threonine phosphatase inhibitor activity. NCBI's taxonomy places the organism in Eukaryota, Metazoa, Chordata, Lepidosauria, Squamata, Rhineuridae.